CACUACUUCUUGGGAUUGUGAGGUGCGACGGUGGUGGCGCCAAUGGUGCCCCCCAUAAGCCCAGAGGGCACUGGCCGGAGGGGUGCGGGUCCAAGUCCCGCUAUCACCCCAACCCUCUUCUACUCAUCUUCUCCACUACCCCUUACCGUGACGAAGCGCGAUAGUGGCACCGCCAACGGUAGCCCCGUGAGCCCGGGCCGAAAGGAAUGUCCUGCCGUCACCCCAACAAUUUCAUUUCUCUCCACUGCCCCUUCUACCAAUGGCCUCUCUGCCACAUGCCUCUAUGCAUGAGCAGGAUACCAACAGUCAGCGCGGCCACUUUAUCCAUCUAUCAGCUAACCGUGAUACACAUCCGCGAAAGCACCGUUUGCCUCAAUCCACCCGCAAGAACCGUGUAAUCGAACACCAACACAACCAUGGGUACACAGCAGCAAAUCAUGCGACCUGGGGGGCUGCUCACCUUACUAUAAUUGGCAUGGUGAACCCAUCCCCAACCCCCCAGAACUGCAUCCACUUCGAGGUCUUCGAGCAAUCUUCAGGAUCUGAAGAGCUAGAUAGAAUUUGCGAAUGCGCGGUCCGACCCGUCUUACAGUCCUGUAUAGCUCGGCAUCGUCCCAACCUUACCCCACCAACCCGUGGCAGACUCUCCAAAUUUCUGAGGGAAUUCCCCGUAAUCAGCGCAGUGGGUCGGUGGGAGCUUAUCUCAAGUAUCCUAGCGCCGCAUCCACUUUGGGAUCUUCUGCCGAUUCUUGGGGUCCAAAGGAAAUUUCGCGACCUUGGCUGGGCCACCUUAUAGCGAUCCUCGGCUGGAUGCAUCGUUUCAAUCCUAUUCUUCUGGCUCGCAGAGCCUCCAAACUGGCGGAAAUAUUCAUUGUACGCAGGCUGGACCAGCGGGACCUCGUUCUGAGCCCCCCCAGGUUGCCGCCCCAAGACUGUCUUUUGGCGGUUCUCUGGAUACCCUCAGCUAGAUGCAGGACGAUCUUCAGUGCCACGACAUGCGACAGCGUUGAAUAAUGACUAGGUUGCUAAUUUUGUAGCCUAGCUGACGGAAUUUCGGCCCAGU
Cantharellus anzutake is the source of this 1063-nucleotide messenger RNA. RefSeq lists its product as uncharacterized. Lineage: Eukaryota; Fungi; Basidiomycota; Agaricomycetes; Cantharellales; Hydnaceae. The record is from RefSeq and is a predicted model, not a curated record. The transcript has 2 exons. Bases 260 to 796 code for a protein of 178 amino acids.